Xyrauchen texanus (razorback sucker) is the source of this 2392-nucleotide messenger RNA. Its product is annotated as nuclear factor 7, ovary-like. The record is from RefSeq and is a predicted model, not a curated record. Gene Ontology annotation, molecular function: zinc ion binding; protein binding. The transcript is spliced from 6 exons. Bases 994 to 2358 code for a protein of 454 amino acids. Lineage: Eukaryota; Metazoa; Chordata; Actinopteri; Cypriniformes; Catostomidae.
GUUAGUUUAAAAAUUUUACCUAAUGAGAAGGGUUUUACAACGUUAGGAAUUUGUUUUCAAACAAAUAUCCAAACGGGAACAUAUAAUAACGUUAAAGACACCUAAUAUAAAGUGAGUCUGCAUUUCCUGUCAUGAACAUCACUGUAGAAUUGUAUUUAACUUUACAAGGUGGUUGUCUAGAUACAAUACCACAGACAUGAAUAAUCAAUAACUGUCGUGUCAAACACCAGAAAAUAACUUUUCACACGUUUAUCACUUCCAUUUAUCACAAUGUAAGAUCAUUUUCUUUUUAGUGUGUCCUAGGAUAACACACUCGCCAAUGUGCAUUCAUAAGAACUCAUCAACCAAAAAUGUCUGACGACAGCAUCAAAUUUAUAUUUAUAUCAAAUAACAUAAUUGAUAGAAAUUGCAUGUUUAUAGAGAUAUAACAAUUAUGCUUCUCAGUAAAUGUGUUCUCUCAUCUACAUUUUAAGAGUCUGAUCCAAGAUUCAAGAGAGUUUCAGUUUUAGUUCUUUGUGUGUUUAACUUGAAGUUGGUUCAUCUGGUCUGACCUGUUCACAACACUUACCAGGAAGUGACUGUCUUAUUAUUUUUCUCUUUACUGUCGUACUGACUCUAGAAAGGAAUCAGUGCAGAACGAAAGGAAACUUUGACAAGGAGGAGGGUGGGGCAAAUCCGGGCUGUGAUUAUGCACGCCCGGCCCCAAUCAGGUAAAUGCAGCAGCAGUUCGGGGGAGAGAGAGCCACAUGCAGAUUCUGUGUCUUUCUGUUUACGUUUUCAUUAAACCAUUAUUUUGACUGUUCAGAAAGUUCCCGCCUCCUCUUUUCACAUUUCAAACGUGUUACAGAAACACUUUUAAAAAUGAUUUUUGUGAAGUUUGUUUCAGAGUCGACAGCAGAUCUUUGGUGAUUCUGAUGAUUAUUCAUUAUUGAAAGCAACAUUCAGAAAGUGAAAGUAAAGUUCAGAUUGUUGGAGCUUUUAUAAACCGUGAAAAUGGAUUCACUCUCUGUGGAAGAACUUUCUUGUCCCGUGUGCUGUGAAAUCUACAAGAAUCCUGUUGUUCUGUCGUGUAGUCACAGUGUGUGUAAAGAGUGUCUUCAACAGUUCUGGAAAACCAAGAGAACUCAGGAGUGUCCCGUCUGCAGGAGAAGAUCUUCAAGAGAUGAACCUCCUCGUAAUCUGGCAUUGAAGAACUUAUGUGAGAUGUUUGUGAAGGAGAGAAAUGAGGAGGAGAUCUGCAGUUUACACAGAGAGAAACUCAAACUCUUCUGUCUGGACGAUAAACAGCCGGUGUGUUUAGUGUGCAGAGAUUCAGAGAAACACGUCAAUCAUAAAUUCAGACCCAUCAGUGAAGUUCUUCCAUCUUACAAGGAGAAACUCAAUACAGCACUGAAGUCUUUACAAGAGAAACUCAAACACACAGAAAACAUGAAAGGAGAGUGUGAUAAAUCAGUGCGACACAUCAAGACUCAAGCUGAGCACACAGAGCGUCAGAUUAAAGAGCAGUUUAAGAAGCUUCAUGAGUUUCUCCGACAUGAAGAAGAAGCUACAAUCACUGAACUGAGAGAGGAAGAGGAGCAGAAGAGUCAGAUGAUGAAGAAGAAGCUUGAGGAGAUGAACACACACAUCUCAGCUCUUUCACACACAAUCAAAGACAUGGAGGAAAUGAUGAAAGCCAAUGACGAUGUCUCAUUUCUAAAGAACUUUAAUGUGACAAUGGAAAGAGUCCAGAUCUCACAGCCGGAUCCACAGAUGACUUCUGGAGCUUUCAUUCAUGUGCCACAUUACUUGGGCAACCUGACAUUCAGAGUCUGGAAGAAGAUGCGAGACAUUGUCCACAAGACUCCUGUGAUUCUGGAUCCAAACACUGCACAUCCAAAUCUGAUCCUGUCUGAUGAUCUGAAAAGUAUGAGUUGCAGCAAGAACAAUCAAAUAUUACCUGAUAAUCCAGAGAGAUUUGAUAUAUAUUCAUGUGUUCUGGGUUCAGAGGGGUUUAACUCAGGAACACACUGCUGGGAUGUGGAGGUUAAAGACAAUAUAUGCUGGACUCUUGGAGUAACUACAGCAUCAAACCCGAGGAAGAGAAGAGUUUUCUUUGACACUGAUGUCUGGAGCGUGGCGAACAGUAAUCAUGGAUUUAUCUCAAGGUGUUCCUCUACUGUUUUUCAUGCCAAACAGAAACUUGAGCAUGUGAGAGUUCAUCUGGAUUAUGACGGAGGAAAAGUGUCAUUCUCUGAUCCUGUAACUAACACACAUCUGCACACAUUCACACAAACAUUUACACACACACUCUUGCCAUUCUUCUGGAGUUGUGAUGUCACAUCCUCUCUGAGGAUUUUACCAGUAAAAUGUUUGUAACAACAGAAAAUCCACAUUGUGUCGAUGUGUGACA